Molecule: messenger RNA, 2434 nt
Organism: Carlito syrichta (Philippine tarsier)
Lineage: Eukaryota; Metazoa; Chordata; Mammalia; Primates; Tarsiidae
Gene: GASK1B
Product: family with sequence similarity 198 member B
Exons: 5
Coding region: 614-2173 (519 amino acids)
Cellular component (GO): Golgi apparatus
Source: RefSeq, a predicted model, not a curated record
GAGACUGACAUUUUAAGUCUGUUUGCAAACAGGACGCUAGAGGGCUCCCAGGGGUUAAAAAUAAGUGGAAAGUUAUUUGAAUGAAAACUGAUUCUGUACGGCAUUUCUUUUUUCAGAAUUUAAAAUUAAAGUUUAUUUUUUAACUAUUGUUUUUUAAAACCUCAUACAUAUUAAAACUCUGCAGUAUUCAGCUUACAAGUAACCAUUUUGCUUUUCAAUCAGUGGUUUUUCAAGGGAGCUUUUAAAGCUGAACUGAAAUGUUUGAGAUGUAGAACACCCUUGACCAUGAAAUAUGUUCUACUUACAUGCCUCAGCCUUUAAAAGUUCUUUGCAUUAGAGUCAGGGAUUACAUUCUUCCUGGAGCCAAGCAUGGGGCCAGCUGUAAACAAGCUACAUUACUCCUUGGAGAGGCUGGUAGUUUAAAAGGUCUGUUGUAGCGAGUGUCAAAAUAUUCCCAACUCCAUCACCAGCCCUUUCCUGCCACCUCUACCCACGGGAGACCACUUAGAUCCCGAAGCGGGCGCGACAGCUGAAUCCAGGAAACCAUGCAUCAUGUCAGCAGGAGCCAAGUGCAGGCUUUAAACUCUGUUCAACAUGUGGAUGCGGCAGAGAAAUGACCUGUCCAGACAAGCCAGGGCAACUUAUAAACUGGUUCAUCUGCUCCCUGUGCGUCCCGCGCGUGUGGAAACUCUGGAGCAGCCGGCGUCCAAGGACCCGCAGGAAUCUCCUGCUGGGCACUGCCUGCGCCAUCUACCUGGGCUUCCUGGUGAGCCAGGUGGGGCGGGCCUCUCUCCAGCACGGACAGGCGGCCGAGAAGGGGCCACGCCGCAGCCGUGACACUGCCGAAGGACCCUUCCCUGAGAUACCCCUGGAUGGUACUCUGGCCCCUCCCGAGUCCCAGGGCAACGGGACCACCCUGCAGCCCAAUGUGGUGUACAUCACUUUACGCUCCAAGCGCAGCAAGCCUGCCAACAUCCGUGGCACCGUGAAACCCAAGCGCAGGAAAAAGUAUGCAGUGGCAUCUGUGGUCCCGGGACAGGAGGCCUUGGUCGGACCAUCCCUUCAGCCGCAGGAAGCUGUGAGGGCAGCUGAUGCUGCAGUGCCUGGGCACGCUCGGGGAGGAAACCUGGCCAAGGCUGGAGAGCAACCCUGGAGGCUGCUGCGGGGUCCGGGAGUGAGAGCUGGGGGCUUCGACUUACUGCAGCCCAGGGCCAGGGAGAGCAACAUCAGGAUCUACAGCGAGAGCGCCCCCUCCUGGCUGAGCAAAGAUGACAUCCGAAGAAUGCGACUCCUGGCGGACAGCGCAGUGGCCGGUCUCCGGCCAGUGUCCUCAAGGAGCGGCGCCCGCUUGCUGUUGCUGGAGGGGAGUGCACCUGGCUCUGUGCCACGCUGUGACUCCAGCCCCUGUGGGCUGCUGAAGCAGCCCCUGGACAUGAGUGAGGUGUUUGCCUUCCACCUAGACAGGAUCCUGGGGCUCAACAGGACCCUGCCUUCUGUGAGCAGGAAAUCAGAGUUCAUUCAAGAUGGCCGCCCUUAUCCCAUCAUUCUCUGGGAUGCAUCUUUAUCUCCAGCAAGUAAUGAUACCCAUUCUUCUGUUAAACUCACCUGGGGAACUUAUCAGCAGCUGCUGAAACAGAAGUGCUGGCAGAAUGGGCGAGUACCCAAACCUGAAUGGGGUUGUACUGACAUACAUCACCAUGAAUGGUCCAAGAUGGCUCUCUUUGAUUUUUUGUUACAGAUAUAUAAUCGCUUAGAUACAAAUUGCUGUGGAUUCAGACCUCGCAAGGAAGAUGCCUGUGUCCAGAAUGGAUUGAAGUCAAAAUGUGAUGACCAAGAUUCUGCGGUUCUAGCACACAUUAUCCAGCGAAAGCAUGACCCAAGACAUUUGGUCUUUAUAGACAAUAAGGGAUUCUUUGACCGAAGUGAAGAUAACUUAAACUUCAAAUUGUUAGAAGGCAUCAAAGAGUUUCCCGAAUCUGCGGUUUCAAUUUUGAAGAGCCAGCACUUACGGCAGAAACUCCUUCAGUCUCUGUUUCUUGAUAAAGUUUAUUGGGAAAGUCAAGGAGGUAGACAAGGAAUUGAAAAGCUUAUUGACGUAAUAGAACAGAGAGCCAAAAUUCUUAUCACCUACAUCAAUGCGCAUGGUGCUAAAGUAUUACCUAUGAAUGAAUGACAAAAGGAUCUCCUGGCUACAGUGCUAGAUAUAUUUAUUCAUUUUUGUUUUUGUUUUUAAAUUAAGUACACCAAUCUCAAGUCCUUUUAUGAAUGAGACAGUGUAGAUGAAUACAUAAAAUAAAUGUAUUUAACAAAGUUGCUAUGAUGCACUGUAUGCAGACUUAAAAAAAGGUUUUUAGAAACAUACCGCUUGCCAGACGUGUCUGUAAUCCCAACAUCAGGGGAGGCUGAGAUGGAAGGAUUGCUUGAGACCAGGAGU